AUGAUGGCCCAUUUGAAAGGUUAAUGAGGAACCAGGAAGCUAGAAGAAACCCACAGGAAGAUCCUACUAUGGUCUAUGGUGCUGUUAGGUACUAAUCCCCUUACUCUUUACCCACCUACACUUUGAGAUUGACAACCCAACUUCUUUGUUCAACUCUCCCAUUUUUGUUACUUUCAUUUAAAGGCAAGAUCUUUUCUUUACAUCUCAAUUCUUAUUUUAUUUGUGAUAUAUCAUUUUGUCUCUCAAAUACAAAUUUUUUUCCUAAUAUAUAAGACUACAUAAAUACUCACUGCUACCUUUCAUGACCACCCCAAUACUUCCUUCUUCAAUCAGAUCUUCCUACUUUCCUUCUAAUUUCACCAUUUUCAUCAAUUUUCUGAGGUGUCAAAGUGAAGAAUUUGAUCAGUAAAAGGAAUUGCCUAAGAUGAGUGAAAGUAGAGGAGGUUUUCAGCUUGGAACUGUUGGGGCUUUGAGUCUCUCAGUUGUAUCAUCUGUUUCUAUUGUCAUUUGCAAUAAAGCCCUUAUUAGUUCUUUGGGUUUUAAUUUUGCUACUACAUUGACGAGCUGGCAUCUGCUUGUUACUUUUUGCUCUCUUCAUGUAGCUUUGCAAAUGAAAUUUUUUGAGCACAAACCUUUUGAGCGUAAAGCUGUUUUGGGGUUUGGCAUUCUGAAUGGAAUUUCCAUUGGACUUCUAAAUCUCAGUCUGGGCUUCAAUUCUGUUGGUUUCUAUCAGAUGACAAAGCUUGCAAUCAUUCCUUGCACUGUUUUUCUAGAAACAGUAUAUUUUAAGAAGAAAUUCAGCCGGAGCAUACAAAGUUCUCUUGCUGUCCUUCUUAUAGGCGUGGGCAUUGCAACUGUUACAGAUCUGCAGCUCAAUGCUCUGGGCUCUUUCUUAUCUUUCCUUGCAGUGGUCACAACCUGUGUUGCACAGAUUAUGACAAAUACCAUCCAGAAGAAGUUUAAAGUAUCAUCAACUCAACUUUUGUACCAAUCCAGUCCUAUACAAGCAGCAACGCUGUUGAUCUCUGGGCCAUUUCUCGACAAGCUUUUGACAAAUCAAAAUGUUUUUGCUUUCAAAUAUACGUCUCAAGUAGUGAUGUUUAUCAUUCUUUCGUGUUUGAUAUCUGUCUCCGUAAAUUUCAGUACUUUUCUCGUGAUUGGAAAGACGUCUCCGGUCACUUAUCAGGUGCUGGGACAUCUGAAAACAUGCCUUGUUUUGGCAUUUGGCUACAUCUUGCUUCAUGAUCCAUUUAGCUGGAGGAAUAUUUUGGGAAUUCUGAUUGCCUUAAUGGGAAUGAUUCUGUAUUCCUACUAUUGUACCCGAGAAGGUCAGAAGAAGGCCGUUGAAGUAGCACCAUUGUCUCAGGUCAUGGGAGAUGAAUCCGAUCCUUUAAUUAAACUUGAAAAUGGAUCCAAAGUGUCUACCUGAUGUGAACUUACCGGAAACACUUCUAAGGAACUCUAACAUAGUGUUUCAUUGUUCGUUGGGUUGCUCGAUUUUAUCAGCCAGUAUUCAGCACAGCGACAACUGUUUUUGUGAAGAAUACUAGUAGAGUGAGUUGGAAUUCUCAUAUAAUUGUUAUCAUCUGGUAGAUCAACAGGUGAAUGGGUAUGGGCUGGUAUUUUGGGAGCUUUCAGCAAUUGCUUGGCAGUUAUUUGUGGAAUUUGAAGAACUGCCCCUUCAUUAUCACCACUUUUUGUCUUAUAGUAGUUUUGUUAUGCCAAUAGAUCAUCAUUAAUUUGUUCUUAAUAUAGUGCAAAUGUUAUUAUAGAUUUUAUAAAUAAGAUCCUGAUUAAAGA
Molecule: messenger RNA, 1800 nt
Organism: Amaranthus tricolor (Joseph's coat)
Lineage: Eukaryota; Viridiplantae; Streptophyta; Magnoliopsida; Caryophyllales; Amaranthaceae
Product: UDP-xylose transporter 3-like
Exons: 8
Coding region: 425-1429 (334 amino acids)
Cellular component (GO): Golgi apparatus
Molecular function (GO): UDP-xylose transmembrane transporter activity; antiporter activity
Source: RefSeq, a predicted model, not a curated record